UGUGACUUGCGGUGUUUUGGCAGUUUUCCUUUGAGUCUGAAACCGCGUGAUUGUUCCUAUAUUGACUAAUAAUCUAAGCGGAGAAAUUAAAAUAAUUCUAAGUGAAAAUGGGCGAAAUCGACAGCGGUUUAAAUAUGAAUAUAGUUUUGGUUAUAUUAGCUACAGUUCUAUCAUGCAUUAUCAUACAAUUCAUAUACAAGAACAUUUUUGGCAACAAGAAAUCAAAAACAGAAGAAGAAACUUCGAUGGAUAUGGUGGAACCAAUUGCACCAACGUCCGAAAAUACUGUAACCGAAAGCCGUCCGACCGGAAAGAGCAAGAAGCGCGGAACAUGGAAACAGAAAACAGAAUUUUCUCACCCUUGGCUUCUUAAAAAUCUCAAGGGACAUCCGGGAAACGUUCUUAUGGUGGAUUUCUCUGCGAAUGGGAAGUUUAUGGCUGCAACCUGUGAUGAUGGAUCGGUGAUUCUAUGGGAUGUUCGUGAUCUGAACAGCAAAGAACACAGACAUAUAAGAGUUAAUAUUGAAUUUGACUACGCGUCACACAUCGCCUGGAGCCCUGACUCCAAGGGAUUCAUUGUUCACACAGUCCAAGAAAACCACAUCAUGGGCUACAAGGUUGAGAAGAAAAAGGAUCUCAUUGUUUCUGUUGCGCAUGUCAUCAGUUUUGACAAGGUCCACGUGGAAGACGUGGUCGGUUUCGGUAUAUCCAGUAACGGAAAGUUCAUGAUGUCCUGUUCUGCGAAGACCGAUAUGAUCAUCUACGACCUCAAAGGCCAGAUCCUGGAACGGCUGGACACCUACUUGAUGAACACACAUUCAGCUAAGAUAUCCCCUUGUGGUCGUUUCGUGGUGGCUACAGGUUUUUCACCGGAUGUAAAAGUCAUGGAAGUCUGCUUCACUAGGAAUGGAGAUUUUAAACAGGUGGUAAAAGCUUUUGAACUGACGGGACACAAUUCUGGAGUUUACGAUGUGGCAUUCACACCUGAUACGUCACACAUAGCAACUAUAUCUAAAGAUGGCACGUGGAAGCUAUUUCAUACUAACAUCAAGUACACACUCGGAGAGUCACCGCACGUGUUAGAAACGGGAACCUAUUCGCCAGGAGCUAAUCCGCCACGCAUCGCUCUCUCACCCAACGCCGAAGUACUAGCUUUGGCGUGCGACACCAACGUAUCCUUCUACGAUACCUACACUGGCAAAUUGUUUGGGACCGUCGAGAAUAUCUACUCAAGUUCAAUAAACUACGUAUCCUUCGAUUCAUCAGGUCAGUAUUUGUACGUGUGUGGCGAGCGGGCAGUGCGCAUACUUCAUAAUGUCUGUGGUUGGUCCACUAGUAUUGAUACAUGCAUGAGACUUCUUGCAACUAAACAGACCUCUGCCACAGUUGAAAGACUUAACAAGACCAUCCAGGAAUGUAAGGAGAAGUUAGCAAAGUUUAACAACUAAAGCCCUUAUAUCUAUCUUACAAUAUAUGCAAAUUCGUAAUUGCUCGAAAUGCCAAACGGCUCGUUGCAAUUUGAUUUGUAUUUUUAAUAUAACCAAGUCAAAACUCUGUUAAAUGAGUUUAAUUAUAAGAAGCUCAUGCAUUUAAAUAGUAGUAUUUGAGGGUAGGAUUACUGACCUAUUAAUUAUUGUAUCUGCUAAAAAAUAUUUUUUCCUAUACAUACAAUGGUAAUUCUCAGUUAUUAAUAAAAAUAUUACAUUGUUUCUACUUAACCAGAGGUUUAAUUAAAACUGCAAUAUAAUGAGUAAGUUUUGUGAAUGGGACCUUUAAUAAUAUAAUUGGGCUUUUAACUCUACAAUGAUACAAUUUUGACUUUUGUUUAUAGGUAAACAAAUUUAAUAUAUUGAAAUUGUGAAAAGUUCGAGAACUAAUUAGUGUUUAAAUAUUUUUAAGACAUGCAUUUACGGGAAAUUUUAGUUUUUUUUAAUCUUAGUUUUAUUUGCGCUUGAAGGCUAUGUUUACCAUCUGACAGUGUUUCAUUCUGGUUUAUGCGAGGUUCGAUAGUCAUUUGUGUAUUAAUUGGACUGAACAUCAACUCAACUGUACCACGGAAUAAAUAAGUUUAAAAGGCUCAUUUUCAAAGUCGAAUUUCGUUUGAGAACUAUCUUGGAUACUGAUAUGGAAAAUCUAUGUAGCAUGAUUGUCAUGCACGCUUUGCUAAUGGAAUUGUUGUUUGCCUUUUUAUUUAUCCGUUUCGAGGUAUGUGCCAUACUUGAGGAUUUCACUUUGUCAAUUUAUAAAAGGGUUCUAUUGUAUCCAACAAUUUAUAAAAUGUAUAAAAAAAUUGUCGAUCGUCAUGAUUUGCGUGUUAUUGUAUAAAUUUGUACUCGAGUCGAAAUUUUACAGUCCAAUAUAAUUCUCUCAUAAGAAUUUUUGUUUACUAAGAUCUUACGAAGCUAAGCUAAACCUAAGAUUUAGGGUUUAAGAUUCCGAUAAUGUAAAAAAACGUAUGGCAUAUGACAUACGAGAGUCCUAAUUAGCGCUAAGUUUCCAUUCUGAAUUCCAGCAAGUUUUAGCAUUAUACAUCAGUAUACUUAUAAGCCAUGGAAUGUCUUUGUAACUUUUUUACAAAGCAAAAAGAAAACAUUAUUGAACUAAUUGUUGUUUGUAGUGCAUUUAUCGAUAAGACGAUUUCUGAAACUGCGGACGGAAACUGGUAUAUUGUUAGGCCGAAAUUUAGCUUUUCAUAUUUGAAUUAUUUCACGUGUUCCUACUUGUAAACUUUAAUAACUAUUUUGUAAUUAAAACUGAACUUUUACACUAAAUUUAUUUUGAGAAGUGUUUUCGAAAUUGAUCUCUUGGUUUAAUAAAAUUUUGUAUUUA
This is a messenger RNA of Pieris brassicae (large cabbage white), 2829 nucleotides long. RefSeq names its product transducin beta-like protein 2. The record is from RefSeq and is a predicted model, not a curated record. Gene Ontology annotation, biological process: endoplasmic reticulum unfolded protein response. Gene Ontology annotation, molecular function: exonuclease activity; nucleic acid binding; protein binding. The transcript has 7 exons. NCBI's taxonomy places the organism in Eukaryota, Metazoa, Arthropoda, Insecta, Lepidoptera, Pieridae. Bases 108 to 1448 code for a protein of 446 amino acids. Gene Ontology annotation, cellular component: endoplasmic reticulum; nucleus.